Messenger RNA from Linderina pennispora, 1137 nucleotides. Its product is annotated as RNA-binding domain-containing protein. NCBI's taxonomy places the organism in Eukaryota, Fungi, Kickxellomycota, Kickxellomycetes, Kickxellales, Kickxellaceae. The transcript has a single exon. Bases 55 to 1071 code for a protein of 338 amino acids. The record is from RefSeq and is a predicted model, not a curated record. Gene Ontology annotation, molecular function: RNA binding.
GUUGACCUUUUUAGUUCUACACACUCGACAUUAUUUGCUUUUCCUGCACUCACCAUGGGCUCCCACACAAAGGACAAGAAGGACAAGAAGGAAAAGAAGAAGGCAGAGGCCGUAGCUGAAGCAGCGAAAGUAGAGGAGACGACAGAGCAGCCUACUAGCGAAGCAGGUGCUGAGGAGAGCACAAACGCCAGCGAGCCGUCAGCAGAGGGCCAAGAGGAGAAGGCUAAGAAGGCAAAGAAGCCCCGGUCUGAAUACAGCGUGUGGAUUGGUAACCUCCCAUUCUCAGUGACGCGCGAGGACAUCGAGGAGUUUUUCAAGCCGUGCGGCGGCAACAUCACCCGGAUCAAUCUGCCCAAGAAGAACAACAAGAUCAGAGGGUUUGCGUACGUUGACUUUGACACCGAGAAUGCGAUGACGCUAGCCAUGGCGCACUCUGAGCAGAAGAUCGGGCGGCGUGCUGUCUUGAUCAAAAACGCAAGUGACUUUGUGAAGACGGGCCGCCCAAGCCGCAUCGACCCGAAGGCAACCGAGGCAGAGGCCGAGGCCGAGGAGAAGGGGGACAAGAAGCCCAAGAGCAAGGUCAAGGAUAAGAAGAUGAAGAAACAGAAGCAUGACCCGAGCCCAACGCUGUUCAUGGGCAACCUCAGCUUCGAUGUGAAGAAGGCAGAUCUCAAGUCGAUGUUUGAGCAGUUUGGCAAUAUCGUCGGCAUUCGUGUUGCCACGUUUGAGGACAACCGCGAGAAGUGCAAGGGCUUUGGGUACAUUGACUUCAAGUACACGGAUGAUGCGACCAAGGCGCUGAUGGCCAUGAAUGGCAAGAAGCUGAAGGGCCGCAUGAUGCGCAUAGAGUAUGCAGGCACAGCUGCCACAGAAAAGGGCCGGCCAUGGGAAAAGGACCUGAAGAAGCGCACGGCCGACGACAGUGGCGCGCCUGCAGUGAUGGCUGCGGCAGAACCCGACUUGAAGAAGGCACGCAAGAUGGACACCGAGAACACUGAUAACAUAGCAGAAACCAAGCUGAUGGGUGUUGCCGUGCAGUUCGAGGGCUCCAAGAUCACCUUUGGCGAGUAGCCUUUUGCGUUUUGUAGUUAUUGCAGAGUCUAAAAACCAUCAAUUGAGGGUAUCCGUCGUCACUUG